This is a messenger RNA of Physcomitrium patens, 1690 nucleotides long. Its product is annotated as putative oxidoreductase At4g09670. The record is from RefSeq and is a predicted model, not a curated record. Gene Ontology annotation, molecular function: nucleotide binding. Lineage: Eukaryota; Viridiplantae; Streptophyta; Bryopsida; Funariales; Funariaceae.
GUUGCAUGCAUUGAUAGUAUGCUUCGCAACUGAGGCAGUGAUUGCAGAGAACAGUUGGUAGGCGGAGGGACUAUAGAAUCUAGCUUGGUUUGUGAAGGGUUUUAGGGUUUGUGUGAAUCCAUCGAGAUGGGGAGGGUGCGAAUUGGGAUUCUUGGCUGUGCCGGGAUCGCCGAGAAGCUCAUCCGUGGUAUGCUCCUCUUACCUGAAAUUCAGAUCACUGCUCUCGGGAGCCGUAGCCUGACGAAAGCGCAAGGGUAUGCUGCCAAGAACCACAUCCCCGUUGAUGCGAAGCUGUACGACAGUUACGACGGAGUAUUGGAUGACCCGAACGUGGAUGCGGUGUACAUUCCCCUGCCGACUGGCCUUCAUUUGGAGUGGGUCACGAAGGCCGCAGAGAAGAAGAAGCAUGUGUUGCUGGAGAAGCCUGUGUCACACACGAUUGAAGAGCUUGACGCAUUUCUAGGGGUAAUCGACAGAAACCACUUGCAGUUCAUGGAUGGCACUAUGUUUAUGCACCACCCUCGCCUUGCUCAAAUGCAUCAAGUUCUGCAUAAUCGCGAUGUCGUCGGCGAUAUCCAAGAGGUGAUAGCAAUGUUCAUCACCAACUUGGGUGUACAACCGGGAUGGACGAGCGACAUUCGUGGCCAACCCCAUUUGGAUGGUUUAGGGUGCCUCGGCGACAUAGGUUGGUAUUGCACCCGAUUUGUCCUCUGGGCUUACGAUUUCCAAAUGCCCAAGACAGUCACAGCACAUCCAGGCUCAAAAUUAAGCGACACAGGUGUCCUAACCUCGUGUGGAGCAAGCUUUGAAUGGCCAGACGGCAGGAUGGGCACUUUUCGGUGUUCCUUCUUGGGAGAUAUGGUAAUGAAAGCAAUCUGUGUGGGUUCUAAAGGAACUUUAGAAAUCGACGACUUCGUUAUCCCCAGACAGGAAGACGUUUGCUCAUAUCGAGUUAAGGAAGCCGCGACGUGGCAGGAUAGGUCGAUCGGUUGGGGAGCUCGUGAGGAAGUCCACCAAGUCAUGACCUCGCUGCCACAGGAGGCCCUCAUGGUGCAGGAAUUUGCAAGGCUUGUGGGUGGUAUCCUUGAUGGAACUGGCAAGCCUGAGCCUCUGUGGUCCACCAUUGCGAGGAACACUCAGAUUUUGCUAAAUGCUGUAAAAGCGUCCAUCGAAAGCUACUGUCAGCCCAUCACCCUGUAAGAUCCCUAUAAGGACGAUCACCGCGUCUUAUGAAGCUGUCUACCCCUAGAGUUCUCCUUCGAAUUCACAAGAAGACCAGGUUAUAGGGCAUCAAUACUGAUAGCCACCCACUUCCAGGUAUAUAACAAUCGCCGUGAUGUAUCAAAGUUAGUGUGCUGGAAUCGAAGCCGGCACCAGCCGCUGGGUAACGCUUUCAAUAAACUAGUUGAAGCAAGAGCCAUAGUAAGGUUUUGUGCCAGCCCAUCAGCAGUUGUCAAGCAGUUUGUGAAGGAUUGUGAAACUGAGUCUCUGUGCUUCGAGACAACGUGAAUGCACUAUUCUUUGAACUACUGUGUGAUGAGGAGGUGCUUGCUUGCAUGCCUGAGUUGUAGAUGAUUCAUGAUCGUCAUUCACAUCGUCAAGGUUAGAGAAAACAGAUGUAGGCUGUUAAGCUUCAGGUUGUUGCACUCCAUCUCCUAAUGCAACCCAUGUGUCGGAAGCCAAAAGACAA